Molecule: messenger RNA, 2409 nt
Organism: Akanthomyces muscarius
Lineage: Eukaryota; Fungi; Ascomycota; Sordariomycetes; Hypocreales; Cordycipitaceae
Exons: 5
Coding region: 1-2409 (802 amino acids)
Biological process (GO): nucleoside metabolic process
Molecular function (GO): catalytic activity
Source: RefSeq, a predicted model, not a curated record
AUGACAGCCUUGAUAAGCACAGAGUCUUACGCUAUAGGGUGGAUUGCCGCGCUCCCCACCGAGCGUGCUGCCGCUACAGCCCAACUCGAUGACCGCCACGAACCGCCGGAAGACUUUGAACAACACCCGUCCGAUACAAAUUCAUACACAUGGGGCCGCAUGUGCAAGCACAAUAUCGUCAUAGCAUCACUUCCUGCCGGUGUGUAUGGCACGACGGCUGCGGCGACGACAGCGUCUAACCUGCUCGCAUCCCUGCCGGCGAUUAAAAUCGGUCUACUCGUUGGGAUCGGGGGUGGGAUCGCUCGGCAUCUGGAUCAGGAUGUUCGGUUGGGUGACGUGGUUGUUAGCCAGCCUAAGGGAACUACCGGUGGCGUUAUUCAAUAUGACCUAGGAAAAGCAAGACUCAAUGGAAAGUGGGAGCCCAAGGGCAUGCUGAACAAGCCGCCCAAGGUUCUACUGAACGCACUGGCUGCCCUGCAGGCGGAGCAUGAGAUAGCUCCGCCAAAGAUCUCAGAUCUUCUCGAAGAGAUGUUGACCAAAAUGCCACAGAUGAGGAAGCCAAAGAAGAAAGAGCCAGGAUAUGCUCAUCAGGGCUUCGAGAAUGAUCGGCUAUUCGCGUCUAGCUAUGGUCACAUUGGAGGGCCUACUUGCGACACAUGCGACUCAUUGGAAGAAAUUCAGCGCGAUGAACGAGACACAACCGACCCUGAGAUCCACUACGGUAUCAUAGCCUCUGGAAACACACUUGUUAAGGAUGCUAGCAAUCGGGAUAAGAUCGCAGAGUCCACUGGAAGCGAAUGCCUCUGUGUUGAAAUGGAGGCUGCCGGCUUGAUGGAUCAUUUUCCGUGCUUAGUAAUUCGGGGGAUCUGCGACUAUGCUGAUUCCCACAAGAAUGAUCGAUGGCGUCGAUAUGCAUCGGCUACUGCGGCAGCGUAUGCAAAAGAGCUCUUGGAAUACGUGCCAGCAAAGAUGCUCGAAAAAACAACACGAGCAGUAGAUAUACUAAAGUCAGUCAGUGGAGAUGUAAAAAGCAUGCGAUCCGCGGUGGCUGAAGUGCAAGUGGGGGUUCAAAGCCUUGACAAUACUGUGCUUAAUAUACAGCAGACCACUGUGCUUAACCGACUCCGCGUUGCCGAAGGUGCCUCAUUCGACUCAUCCGCUCAAGAACAUGAUCGACAUUGCCUGCCGAAUACGCGAGUUGAACUGCUCCAACAGGUCUCGGAAUGGGCGAAAGACUUACAUGCAGAGCCAAUCUUUUGGUUGAAUGGAAUGGCGGGAACGGGGAAGUCAACAAUCUCUCGCACUGUGGCCAGGUCGUUGGCUGAUAAUGGUCAACUUGGUGCCUCGUUCUUCUUUAAGAAGGGAGAGACUGAUCGAGGCAGCCUGUCUAAGUUCUUCAUGACUAUUGCGGCUGAUCUAAUUAUGAAGAAGCCAUCAACUGCUCCCCAUAUUGAAGCCGUUCUUAAUGCUGACCAUUCAAUCACAUCGAAGAAUUACACUGAGCAGUUUCAGAAGUUUCUACUUGAACCGCUGACAAAAUGCGACAUAGGAGAUAGACCUGUCGUUAUUGUCGUUGACGCACUAGACGAGUGCGAGCAAGAAGGCGAUAUUGAGCGCUUUCUCUACCUUGUUUCUCGGCUUGAGACCGAACUCCCAGACCGCAUCAGGAUUUUCCUGACGAGCCGACCAGAGGAACCCUUUCGUUCUCAGUUCAAAAAAAUUAAAAAGAAAGAUUCCCGCGUUAUCUUACAUGAGAUACCCAAAUCCGUGGUUGAGCAUGACAUUGACCUAUUUCUGAGAUACGAGCUCUAUUCCAUUCGGGCAGACUUUAAUAGCCGGGUACCAUUAGAACGACACCUGACAGUGGCUUGGCCCAGCGAAUCUAGUUUUGAUCGACUUAUGAAGAUGGCUGUUCCGCUCUUCAUUGUUGCUGCUACUCUUUGCCGCUUUAUCAGUGACAAUAGAAUUGGAACACCCAAGAAGCUACUGGAAAGAGUGCUUUCUCGAUCGGGUGACGGGCUAUCGCAACUAGAGACAACAUACCAGUCUGUUUUGGACAACCAAAUAUCGGCUAGGGCGUCGGUUAGCCAACGAGCAGAAAUUAUCCAACAGUUUCGCCAAGUCGUUGGGUGUAUUAUCCUGCUCGCAAGUCCUCUGUCGACGUCUUCGCUAGCGGUACUACUCAUCAUGGAUAAGGACGACAUUGACAGCAGGCUAGAUCUGCUGCACUCUGUGCUUAGCAUCCCUGCAUCAGCCCAAGCACCAUUAAGGAAAAGUCUAGUCGAGAAAUAUCACUUUUUCUUGAGGAAGCCACUCGAUUUAUACAGACAUAUAUGUCCACGAUUAGCUCAACCCCUCUUCAGCUAUAUUCGUCGCUGCUCAUAUUUACGCCGAAGCAGAGCAAAAUAA